CUCUCGUGCCCCGUCCUUCCCUCCCCGUGUUAUCCACCCACGGGAAAAGUGAUUUUCGCUUCUCUCUCUCUCUCUCUCUCUUUUAAAUGUAUAUACCUCAUCCUCAUCCACAGUCCGUGGACUUAUUUCCGUGUGGGCAGCAGGGGAGCAUUUAAAAUGCCCCCAUUUUUUGACUUAAACCAAUCCGCGUAGAACCAAGUCGUUCCCCGCAAAUUCUUGAAUCCGCAGUAGCGUGGAUUUGACACUGCAGUCUGUCACACUUCCCUCUGCGAAUGUCUCGUUCAAAUUGCAAUCGAUCACUGGGCUUAUUUUAUUACUAAAGCCACCCCCACUUAAUUCUACAGAGGAGAUUUUUCCCCCUCUGUGUGUGUGUGUGUGUGUGCGCCAAAUUCUCAACCAAGGGGCAGCACGUGCUUCUCACAAUACCGCGCUUUUAAUUUAAAUUGUGCAUCCCCUUCAUGUGCGCAUUGUUUUUGAUAAGUGCGAGACACUGACUGACGGGCGGAGAGCUCGUGCUGCAGGAACGGAAGGUGCGCGAGACUCGGUUUGGAUCACACACACACAAUGAGUGCGCGCGGUGAGGAAGCCGCCGGCGAAGCUUCAGGAUCGCAGGAGCAGCCCGAGCCCGAGCCCACCCCGCCUGAGCCAAAGAAGAGGGGACCGGGUAGACCCAGAAAGCCGCAACAGGAACCCACAGGAGAGCCUGUCCCCAAACGACCAAGGGGACGCCCCAAAGGAAGCAAGAACAAGGGCCCCUCCAAAGCAGCGCAGAAGAAAGCUGAGACCACAGGGGAGAAGAGACCUCGAGGAAGACCCAGGAAAUGGCCACAGCAAGUGGUCCAGGAAAAGCCCGCUCGGGAAGAAGAAGAAGAAGAGGAGGCGGAGCAAGAAGAGGACUAAGCUACCACAGGAUUUUACCUCUACCUCAUCCAGCUGUCAGCUCUCUCCAAGGGAAAAGACUGCCUUGACCACUUAUUAUUGAUUUCCCACUUUCGUUUGAUCAUUUUCGUUUGUUUAUUUUCAUUUUUCCUCAUUGGUUUAUUUGGGUUUGGUUUUGUUUUGCGAUCAACACACACAACACCUCAGAGCAUAACCCGAAAAAAAAAACGUAAAUGCAAACAAACAUCUUGCAGAUGACAAUUGGAGCCGCUUGGCUGUUUCCACUUCCCACAAAACUGCUGUAAGCACAAAGGUGCAGGGGUUAAACAUACAGGACGUGCUACAGUGGUUCUUUGCACCACACACACACACACACACACACACACACACACACACACACACACACACACACAUUCUUGUUGACUGAUUUUCCAGGCUACAUUGGUAAGAUAGAAGGUGAAACUGUCUGGUUUUGUCAUUCAACAUGUGGUGCUUCUUAUAUCUGGGUGGAGCUUUAAAAGGACACACCCAUUCGCACAAGACCCCACCCCUCCAACCACACCCCACAGUACCGUACCACCAAAGACCAUUUUCCCUUCUCUGUCCACUUCAUUUUGAUGUUUUGACCAAAAUGAAAGUGAGCUUUAAAAGCAUUUGCCUUAAAACUGCAAACAGAGCCAUAAACCUAUUAGUUUCUAUAAUUUAAAAAUUUGCAAGUGGAUACCACAAAAUGAAAAUUGUUAUUAUUUACUCAUCUUCAUGUUUUUCAAAACCCAUUUGACCUUGUUUCUUCUGUUGAACACAAAAGGGGAUGUUUCGAAGAAUGUCUGAGCCAGUCUUUUCUAUACAAUGAAGUGAAUGGUGACCGCAGUUGUUGAGGAAGUAUUUCAGUGAAUAAAAACAUAAAUGUCGAUUUAUUUAGCACCCAAAGCUGUCGUAUGGUUUGAAAUAUCGUGCAGGUUUUUGAGCUUGAUCUCCAUUCAGUUUCAUUAUGUGGAAAAGUGCAACAUGAACCUUCUUCAAAACAUCUGUUUUUGUGUUUUACAGAAAAAAAGUAAGUCAUACAGGUUUGGAACAAGUAAAUAAUGACACAAUGUUUAUUUUCUGGUAAAUUAUCCCUCUACGGUCAUAUCCAUGUCCCUCGUGUCCUUGGUGGUGAUUUUUUUUUUCAAAAUGAUAACCGUGAACAUUAAAUGUCUUAUUGGGACACCGUUUUUAGCAUUACUGCAGAACAGUAGUUCUACUGUACAUAUCUUCACGACUUCGGCUUUGCUUAAUUAACAUACGUGUACAUAAUUGUUUCUAUUUUCUUGUAUGACAUAGCUUUAAGAACAUAAUUUUUUUGACAAAUUCAGUGAAAGGGAAAUAUAUCAACUCAGUCAAGACCUAAACCUCAAGAAACACCUAAACCACAGGAAAAAACCACACUAUACCUCAUUACACACAGAAAUACCUGAAUUGCAGCGACGGCGUCGAACGGCAUUCGGCGAAUCCUAACGUACGCCACCGUUGUCACCAAUGCAAUAUCUCCUCACCGUUUCAAAGCUACCUCUGAUUUCUUCAACCAGCAAACCAGCUCGAAGAGACACGCGCUGCUAUAGUGUUCUCAUUACAAAGCAGGGGAUGGCAGUGAGUGCUAAUGUUGAAAACAAACCUUGUCGUAAGGGCAGGCGAACGAGUCGGGGAGGUAAUAACUGAAUUCUGAGGUCUGUUUGUAGUCAUAUGUAGAACUAAUCAUGCAGCUAAGGGAAAAAAGUACUGUGUUUUAUUCUAGUUAUUUUGUUCUUUUUUUCACAUUAGCAUAUAUCUGACAUUUGUAACUAGACACUCUCAGUCUGUGCAGCUGGGAUGUCUGUUUUACAUUUUUAACUUGAAUAUAUAUAUAUUGUACUGAUUAUUCAAUGGUUUCUAAGGAUCAAGUGUUUGUAUGACACUAAAUGAUAUUGUUGCGAAUGGAUUUUUCUUUUCAUAUUUUUCUCUCCACUAUUGCUCUGAAUUUAUAGUUUAGUUCCUAUGUAGUAUUCAGAUAUGUACCUCAAAAAAGGAUAAAAAUGGACUAAUAAUCAGCUGACAAAUACCUACCUCCAGUCUUGAAAAUGGAACAAUUUUUUUGCCUGGUUUCUUUCAGUACAAAUGUACUGAAAAAGACUUCAGGACUGCACAAGAUCCUGUUUUACAAACGUUUUAAUAUGUAAAUGAAUUUUACUUCAUUUUAAUUCUGCUGGGGGAGAAGACGGCUAAGAAAACAACUACACACACACAAAUACACAUCACAAGAAAAAAAAAAGAAAAAGAAACUUGAAACAUUCUUUCAGGUUUGAAAAAAUAUGUUCGGGUUUUGUAUAUUGCAUAUAUGAAUAUGUUUUUGAAAAUUAGUAGAUAUUGAGAUAUACUUGAUUAGUUGAUUUUUGUGUAACUUACACAAAUGUGAUUUUCUUUUCUUUUUUCUUUUUUUUCAGAUGUAUGUGUAAUGCUUAUGUAGUGAAAGAAUACACCUUUUCAACCUGUCACCAUGAAAACCUUAAGAAAAGUUAGCAUGGUAAUCUCAACUGGGCUUGAGGUAGAGCCUCAGAGGAAGCUAAUGGAACUGUUGGCAUGCCCCUUGAACUUUCAAUGGCAUGUAACGACCGUCUUUAUUUGCGGCAGCUUGGCUUUUGCCACAAACCAACAUUGAACGUUGCUCAAACACUGUAAUGCUACUACCUACAUGGUUACAGUUCUUGUAAAAGUGUCAGUUUUCGAAUCGGACCGCUUCUUUACUCUCCUUCGAGUUCAACAGAUGUAACAGUCGCUUGCUUAAGUGGAUGGACGGUGUGUCUCGGCUCGACCUCAGUGGUGGUUGUGUUUUAACUCUGUUUUGAGGGCGUUUACGUGAGAUCUGUACAUAAUGGCAGCUGAGGCACACUGCUUUCAGCCCUGCUAAAACUUGGCAUUGUGUUCAGAUACUUCCUAUGUUGGUUUGAAUAUGUAUCCACAGGAGCCACUGUUCAUGUGCUUUCAAACUCUGGGUGUCUUAAUGAAGAUGAAGUUGUAUUUUCAUGACAACAUGUUCCAGUACAAUCGAAUACACUUUUCUACCUCCAAGAGGGCCUCCUGUUACCUCAUUUUUCAAACUUACUAUCUGCUUAAAUUCAGGUGCUUGAGUCCAGAGAGAACGGCGUAAAGUUCUAAAUUUAUAUAUAAAUAAAUAUAUAUUCAUAGUUUAUUUUUGUGUGUUUUGGGGGGGAUUUUGUUUUAUAAGACUGUACCUCUCUGCCUCUCGGUCACAAGUCAGGUAAGACUGGACAAUUUGACUUGUUUAUAAAACGUUGUCUUACAUUUAUGCAAUCUUUUGUAGUUUCUGUGGCUGUGGAGAUGGAAAAGUAUCACUAGGUGGUUACUCUCAGCUUUCUUCACUUGAUAUAACUUGUUUUCUAACAAUUAUGGCUGUUUCACUUAGUAUUGCUGUUUGUGAUUUCACUUAAAAUUGCUUGCUUGUUUAAAAAAAAAGGACAAAAAAAGAAAACGUAUUAGAAAAAAUGUCCUCUUUAUACGUAUCCACCUCUUUAUUAAGCACAAUAAAAAAAGGUGCCUGUGA
This is a messenger RNA of Cyprinus carpio (common carp), 4456 nucleotides long. Its product is annotated as high mobility group protein HMGI-C-like. Gene Ontology annotation, cellular component: chromatin; nucleus. The transcript has 5 exons. Bases 565 to 900 code for a protein of 111 amino acids. Lineage: Eukaryota; Metazoa; Chordata; Actinopteri; Cypriniformes; Cyprinidae. Gene Ontology annotation, biological process: regulation of DNA-templated transcription. Gene Ontology annotation, molecular function: DNA binding; transcription coregulator activity. The record is from RefSeq and is a predicted model, not a curated record.